Molecule: messenger RNA, 3863 nt
Organism: Cyprinodon variegatus (sheepshead minnow)
Lineage: Eukaryota; Metazoa; Chordata; Actinopteri; Cyprinodontiformes; Cyprinodontidae
Product: tripartite motif-containing protein 16-like
Exons: 1
Coding region: 114-1787 (557 amino acids)
Molecular function (GO): zinc ion binding; protein binding
Source: RefSeq, a predicted model, not a curated record
GGAACUUUAACUACGAACUUUACCAGACUAGAGAAGGUGGCAGCAAUAAAAGCCUCUGCUUUAAAAAUAACACAAAGUAAAACUUGUUGAUCACUAACAAGACAGAAGCAAACAUGGAGCAGAGAGAAGACGAGCUGAACCAAGACUCCAUCGCGUGUCCCAUCUGUUUGGAUCUUCUGAGCGAUCCAGUGACAAUCCCCUGUGGGCACAGCCACUGUAUGAACUGCAUUAAAGAUCACUGGGACAGAGAAGACCAGGAGGGGACCCACAGCUGCCCCCAGUGUGGGCAGACCUUCAGCGGCAGACCUGCCUUGAAAAAAAACAUCACGUUAUCAGAGUUGGUAGAGAAGCUGCAGAAGGAUGGCCUCAAACGAAGCCAUUCUGAUCACGGCUCUGCUGGACCCGAAGACGUGGCCUGUGACGUCUGCACUGGAAUCAAGCUGAAAGCUGUCCAGUCCUGUUUGGUCUGCUUGGCGUCUUACUGUGAGAAACACAUUCAGCUACAUUACGAGUCUUCUGCAUUUGAAAAGCACAAGCUGGUCGAUCCUCGCAGAGACCUUCAAGACAGCAUCUGCUCUCUUCACGAUGAGGUGAUGAAGAUCUUCUGCCGUACAGACGAGCAGCUAAUCUGUUAUCUCUGCUUGAUGGAUGAACAUAAAGAUCAUGAAACGGUCUCACUUGCUGCGGAAAGAGCCGAGAAGCAGAAGGAGCUGGAGGAAAGUCGACAACUAAUCCAGCAGAGAAUCCAGGACCAGGAGAAAGAUGUGGAGCUUCUUCAAAAGGAGGUGGAGGCCAUCAAUAUCUAUGCUGAUAAAGCAGUGGAGGACAAUGAGAAGAUUUUUUCUCAUUUGAUUCAUCUCGUUAAAAAAAGAAGCUCUGAUGUGAAGCAGCAGAUCAGAUCCCAGCAGGAAACCGAAGUGAGUCGAGUCAAAGAGCUUCAGAAGAAGCUGGAGCAGGAGAUCACUGAGCUGAAGAGGAAAGAUGCUGAGCUGGAGAAGCUCUCAAACACAGAGGAUCACAACCAGUUUCUCCACAACUACCCCCCACUUUCAGCACUCAGUGAGUCUACACACUCAUCCAGCAUCAAUAUUCGUCCUCUGAGAUACUUUGAGGAUGUGACAGCAGCUGUGUCAGAGCUCAGAGAGAAACUUGAAGACCUCAUCAGAGACACCUGGACCAAUAUCUCGCAGAGAGUCGCUGAAGUCGAUGUUUUACUGCCCCAACCUGAACCCAAGACAAGAGAUGGAUUCUUAAAGUAUUCUAAAGAAAUCACCCUGGAUCCAAACACGGCACAUUCUCAUCUUCUGCUGUCUGAGGAAAAAACCAAAGCAACGUACAUGAAGGAAGAACAGCACUAUCCCAGUCACCCAGACAGGUUCACCGCCUGGCAUCAGGUGUUGACCAGAGAGAGUCUGACCGGACGUUGUUACUGGGAGUUGGAAGCCAAACGUGGGGGAGUUCGCGUUGCAGUCGCAUAUAAAAACAUCAAAAGAGCGGGCCGCUUAAAUGAAUGCUUGUUGGGAUGCAAUGACAAAUCUUGGGCGUUGUGUUGCGAUCGGAACAGCUACACAUUUUGGCACAACAAUGUGAAAACUCCGCUUUCAGGUCCGUGCUUCUUGAGAGUUGGCGUGUAUCUGGAUCACAGAGCAGGUAUUCUGUCUUUCUACAGCGUCUCUGAAACCAUGACUCUCCUCCAUAGAGUCCAGACCACAUUCACUCAGCCUCUAUAUGCUGGACUCCUUUUUUAUUCUGAUGGAGACACUGCCGAGUUCAUCAACCUCAAUUAGACGAGACCUGUAGGAGUUGCUGGAUAAAUCAUAUCAAAGGUGCAGGUGAAAUAUUCAUUUGCAUUUGAAGUAAUAGUUCAGGUUUCUAAAAUGUAUAAAAGCAGUAAAUAAGCUAAUAAAAGUAUUUGCUGUAUAAAUCAGAGUAAUCAGUUGUAAUAACAUGAGUAUUUCCCAUACAAAUUGUGACGAUAUAGCUCUGCAUUACCAUUGAAACCUUUCCAUAAUUUACUCAGACCAUCGUUAAGUCCUUUUUGCUUCUCCUACCCAGACCCGUUGAUUAUUUAAUUAAAUUUUUAAUGACCCUUUACCUGUGGGGCAUUUGAGUUCUAAUUUUAGUAUUCCUGAUUAAAUUACAUUUUCAAACAUAGCUUAAAUCCUUUUCACAUUUUUCUUUUUCCAACUACUUUUAUGUAUACAUGCCUAAAGAUUAGCUUAAGUAUUGAAUAAUCUUAUUUGAUUACAUUGCAAUAUAUGGUGCAAUCUGCAUCAAUGGUUUGAAAUAUAUGAAAUAGUUACAAAUGUUUUUGGAGAUGCAGUAACUAUUAUUAAAGUUGUCAAAACAUGAAUACGAUCAUCAGAUUUUACAUCAAAUUGUGAGAACAUGUAUUUUUUGUAUAGUCUAUAAGAAAUAAUCCUCUUUUUGACAGUAUUUUUUUAAACGAGUAGCAGGUAAAUCCUAAAGGACCGAUAACUGAGCCUUGUGGAACUCCAAAUAUCUUUAUUUUUCUCUUGCUGUUUUGACCUUAAAUCUGUUAGUUUGACAGAAAGUGUCUCAUAUUUUACUAGUAAAAUGCUUCAUUAAAAAGCCUUCAAUCUAAUCUGUCAUGUUACACUAAAUUGAAGGCAACACUCGGGGAGAUUUACUCAAAACUGCCAGAUUUAGGCCACAAAAGUAAAGCGCUAGUGGGUCAAAACAUACACAGUGAAUUAAAGAUAGAAAUGCAGUAUUAGUUUGACUUACACUAUGUUUGUCCUUCUAUUGAGGGUCUUUCAUUUUGAAAAGGAGUUAAGCAAUAAUGUCUUUGUUCAGUGUUAUUAAUUACAUUUUAAUCAAGGUUUUUGUUUUUCUUUAGAAUCUUAAUAAUCAUACAAAAUAAAGUAUUUAGGGAUGGAAUCUCCUGAUGAACAAAGGUGCGCUCUGUUAUAUUUCUCCUGGUUUUAGGGAACACUGGUCAUUAAAUAUUGGCAGAACUUUUGUGAGAUGAACGGAGAAAUGUAGGUUCAAGGAGCAAUGGUUUUAGUUUUCAGGCCACUGAUCCGGAUGUGUUGGAAGAUUUAAAACGGAAAAUAUUAAAACCCAACUCUGACAUCAGGUAUCAGUCUGUUAAGUGUUGGUUUGUCUAUUUUUGUGUCCGUACAGUUGGCAUGUUUUAGGAUUCUAGAAACUUUAAUUGAUUUUUGUUUAUAAAUGUAAACUUCUUUCCUUUAGUAGAAUAGUAUAAAUGUUACGUUGCAUUUAUCUUAAAAGUAGUUUUUUUUUUCUAUUACUUAGACUAAUUGAAACUAAAUUAAAAUGUUUUUAUUUUAAUAUCUUUGUUUUUUUAUCACCAUUUUCAAAGUGCUGCAGUGUAAAGCAGCAUAUGACAGUAUUUGUUUCCUUAUUUUUUUUUUUUAUAUGAACCCAAACUCACAUUUUACUACCUCUAAGUGUUAAUACACCUUUUCUUAAACGCAUUAUAUUCUUUUCAAAUGACACACUUUCUUCCACUGUUUUUCAGUGUUUUGUUUUUAUAUGUAUUAAGAUGACGCAUAACUACCUCUGCUAAUAAGUAUUCAAUGAUUUCGUUUUCCUUUCCACUUGCGAUGGAGAAAACACUUUCUCUUCCCUUUUCAUUGUACAAGUUCUAUUUUAGUCAUAUAAAAAAAAAAUCUUGGGUUGAAACAGCUUCUUUAUGUUUCUUCUUUGUUUCCAGAAGCAAUCUCUCAGGGAUUUUUGAGAGAUUGCAUGUUUUUAUCUUCAGUAUAUUGAAUGUAUUUGUUACAAUCAGCUUUUCUCAACCAUUAAUUACAGGAAAUAAAAUUGUUGUAUGUUGAGAAAUUUUGAAACCCAUGCCAUCAAUAACUCAAUUAAAAUCC